UCAGUGUUGCCAAAUAUGGGCUUUUUUUACCAAAACUGUUGCUUCAGUUGUGCAGUUAGUGUUCUUAUAUCCAUUAUAAGCACAUUUUUCGUGGUAUUUCUUAUAGUCACUGUAAUAGUAUAUUUUGUUUACUAUCAAGAGCGUGAAAAUGAUUCAACAAGCAAAAUAAAGGACGAGCUAAAAGAUACUUUUGACAGUGGACUGGACAAAAUAAAAGAUGCUUUAUCAAGGAAAUAAGGUAAGUUAACAUUGCCUUCUCG
This is a messenger RNA of Rhagoletis pomonella (apple maggot), 260 nucleotides long. RefSeq lists its product as uncharacterized. Lineage: Eukaryota; Metazoa; Arthropoda; Insecta; Diptera; Tephritidae. Bases 16 to 237 code for a protein of 73 amino acids. The record is from RefSeq and is a predicted model, not a curated record. The transcript is spliced from 2 exons.